AUGGGAGUGAUUGAGACUGGACAGAAUGCCACUUGCAUGGUAACCUUAAUUUUAAUAUGUCUGGGAUAUCUCUACCCUUGCACAUACCUUUUCAGUAAGCCUAUUUAUCACUCCACGCAGGGAUGUGCAUUAAACAAUUUAACGGAGAACCAUAAGCGAUGGUGUGCCUACGGAAUUGCUCUAAAUCAUGUUCUUAUCACCGCAAUACGUCCUGUUCUGGAUAAAGAAAUUCUGAAGGAGUACAAUGACCUCGUAUCAAGUUGUGGUAUUGACGUUCAGACAAAGCACAAUUUUCCUACUUCAAAAUAUCCCACUUCAAUGAACUAUAAGAACAUCAAUGGGAAUGAUAAGAAACCAUUUGACUACAAAGUUACCUCCCAUAUUGAUUUUAGUAAGCUCUUCCUCAAGGAUUUCAUGGCGAAACUUAGCGCAUUUGACGAGACCUGUGAUGCAUCUGCUGUGCUUACUCUGCUUGAAAGAAUUCCAAUCUUUCCUGCUGAUGUUCAAAAUGCGGCAAAAGAUGUUAGAGUUGAUCGAAACGCUUGGGGACAUUGCAAUUUUACUGAGUGGAAUGAUUCAAAGUUUAGAAAAAGAUUUGACUGCAUGGAAAAACUAGUGGGGGAAGUGGAUCCUGCAGAUAAAUCUAAAGUUGUAGCAGACCUUAAUGACUGGAAAGAAAGAGGUGUUAUAUUGUGUAUGAAUGCAACGAUUGAUCCUGAAUUAGCAAAAAUGAUACUAGAACGUGUUAGUAAACUGUCGAGUGACGUGGAGGAAAUGGCGGUAGAAAGCAAAGAAGAAAUUGAUAACUUGAGGAAGUUGGACAAUGCGAUAAAAAACAUUGAGAAACGGUUUGAAAAGAUGGAGCAAAAAUUUGAAGAGCUUCAAUUAAAAACGGCAGAGAAGCGACAAAACUACGAUGGAUCCGGUGAAAACACGACCGUGGCAUUCAUUCCGACAAGACUUCGCAAAGACUUGAGAGAGUUGUUAGAUAUAGAAAUUGUCGGGAUCGAAAAUUAUCAGAUGUUAGCAGAUCGUCUGGGUUAUGGAAUGCAGUUCAUACGAUGGUUGGGAUCACUGAAAAUACAAAGUCCAACAGAUACGCUUCUCGCGCAAUGGGAGAAUGAUCAGGGAAGCAGAAGUCCGAGAGAUGCAUUACGUCAUCUUCAAGAAACACUUUCCAAAAUGAAAAGACAGGACGCUGUUGACAAAAUACAGGAAUACUUUGAUGAACUUCUUAUCGGAAAGGAAACGAUAGUGUAA
This is a messenger RNA of Dendronephthya gigantea, 1260 nucleotides long. RefSeq lists its product as uncharacterized. Gene Ontology annotation, biological process: signal transduction. Gene Ontology annotation, molecular function: protein binding. The transcript has 4 exons. The record is from RefSeq and is a predicted model, not a curated record. Lineage: Eukaryota; Metazoa; Cnidaria; Anthozoa; Malacalcyonacea; Nephtheidae. Bases 1 to 1260 code for a protein of 419 amino acids.